AUGAACGCUCGUAUGGUUUGUUGGAAUUUCGCCUUUUUAAUUUUUGUUAUGGCAAAGAAGAAAUUGAAAGAGCAAGAAAUUAUUCAACGAACAUUAAAAGAUUAUGAUUGGCGUGUACGACCACGUGGUGGUAAUCUUUCUUGGCCAGAUACGGGUGGUCCAGUUUUGGUCUCUGUAAACAUUUAUUUACGGUCAAUUUCAAAAAUUGAUGAUGUUAAUAUGGAAUACAGCGCACAAUUCACGUUUCGUGAAGAAUGGCAUGAUGCACGGUUAGCGUAUGAACGUUUGGCAGACGAGAAUACGCAAGUACCACCGUUUGUGGUAUUGACAGCCAGUGAACACGCUGAUUUAACGCAACAAAUUUGGAUGCCAGAUACAUUCUUCCAGAAUGAAAAAGAAGCAAGGAGGCAUCUUAUUGACAAACCUAAUGUACUUAUUAGAAUACAUUCAAAUGGUCAAAUAUUAUACAGUGUUAGGCUUUCAUUAGUAUUGUCAUGUCCGAUGUCGUUAGAAUAUUAUCCGUUGGAUCGACAAACAUGUCUUAUUGAUCUUGCAAGUUAUGCUUAUACCACUGAUGAUAUUAAAUACGAAUGGAAAUUAACGAAUCCAAUACAACAGAAAGAAGGCUUAAGGCAAAGUUUACCAAGUUUUGAGCUUCAAGAUGUUCUAACGGAUUACUGUACGAGUAAAACAAAUACAGGUGAAUAUAGCUGCUUGAGGACAAAAAUGAUUUUACGACGCGAAUUCAGCUAUUACCUUUUACAGCUCUAUAUACCUUCAUUUAUGCUGGUCAUCGUAUCAUGGGUCAGUUUUUGGCUCGACAAGGAUUCAGUGCCUGCUCGUGUGACCCUUGGUGUAACAACACUUCUAACGAUGACCACACAAAGUUCGGGUAUCAAUGCUAAACUUCCCCCUGUUUCCUAUACAAAGGCUAUAGAUGUUUGGAUUGGUGUUUGCUUAGCCUUCAUUUUUGGUGCAUUGCUUGAAUUUGCCUUGGUCAAUUAUGCAGCAAGAAAGGAUAUAGCUAUCAGCCAUCGAACGUUAUCAAAAUAUACCAGUCAUAUGGAUUACUCAUCCGGUUAUCAACCUUUAGUAUCAGCAACGACUACGAUAUCACCUUUCCGUUCUUGGUGGUGUCUUCGGCUAUUUUUCCGACGCUACAAAGAACGCUCCAAGCGAAUUGACGUUGUUUCACGCUUGGUAUUUCCGAUUGGUUACGCUUGCUUCAACGGUGAAUACAGUUGUGCUCGUGUUAUGCUACUUCUUCGUCGUGAAUACAGUUAUUAUUUAAUUCAGCUUUAUAUACCAUGUAUUAUGCUGGUCGUGGUCUCAUGGGUUUCAUUUUGGCUCGAUAAGGAUGCAGUACCUGCUCGUGUAUCAUUAGGUGUAACAACAUUGCUAACAAUGACAACACAAGCAUCAGGUAUUAAUGCUAAACUUCCACCUGUAUCAUAUAUCAAAGCAGUUGAUGUAUGGAUCGGUGUAUGUUUGGCAUUUAUUUUUGGAGCUCUAUUAGAGUAUGCAUUGGUCAAUUAUUAUGGAAGACAGGAAUUUUUAAAGAAAGAGAAAAGAAAGAAGAAAACUGAAUUCAAGGAUUGCUUAUGUCCAUCCGAUUAUCUCUUUAAUCAGGAUAUAAGAGAAUCAUUACGUUUAAAUAUGAAAGCGUAUAAAAGAAAAUGGCGGACAAAACUUUGGUUUAGUAGAUAUUUCCGUAAUAAUAUUGAAGUUAGCAAACGUAUUGAUCUCAUUUCACGAUUCGCAUUUCCAAUCUGUUUUACUUGUUUCCUUGGUGAGCCAUUUAUGAUCUAUUUGUUAAAAUAA
Molecule: messenger RNA, 1821 nt
Organism: Cercopithifilaria johnstoni
Lineage: Eukaryota; Metazoa; Nematoda; Chromadorea; Rhabditida; Onchocercidae
Source: the annotation of a GenBank genome assembly